AUGUGGUCAGAACCCCUGGCAGGACCCGAGGGCACGGAGGGCAUGUGCCGUGGGGAGGGGCUUAGAGGCGGAGCUGUCAGGAGGGAGGGUCAGGCAGAGGCCUAUAUAAGGCGGGAAGCUGGCCGGCCGGAUUGCUUUGGAAGGCGACCACGGAAGGAAGCAGAGGAAGAGGAGGAAGCGGAGGCCAGCCUCGCAGUAGCAACAGACCAACCGACCGAUCGACCGACCGACCAGAGGAGGAGUGCCCAGAGCACGGCGAGUGACCUACAGCACCCAGGAAGCCAGGUGAGCGGCCCGCGCAUCUCUGCGGACGUGGACGGUGUGGGCAUCGGGAUGGGCGCGGCCGAGUGGGUGUGCGGGGCCGUGCGGCAGCUCCAGCAGCGCCUUGGUUCCAGCACAGACGCGGAUGAGCUCCGCCGCUCCUUGAGGCUGCUCUCCCGCCUGCCCAUGACGCCGGAGAUCCUGGCGGCCACGGGUGUCAGGGGGACGCUGGAGGCCUUGAGCAAGCACCAGCAGGUGGGCAGUGUGGCCAAGGAGCUGGCCGAGCGCUGGGAGAUCUUGGCUGUGCCGAGCCACCCGUCAGAGGCUCGCAGCCAGGUCCCGGAGCGGGCGGCGGGAAGCCAGGUGAGCGGCCCGGGCCUGUGUGCAGACCUGGACCUGGGUGGCGUCGGGACGCAGACGGCGGAGUGGGUGUGGGGGGCCGUGGGGCAGCUCCAGGAGCGCCUGGCCGCCAGCACCGAAGGGGACGCACUGCGCAAGAUCCUGAGGCUGCUGUCCGUCCUGCCCAUCACGGCGGAGAUCCUGGCCGCCACGGGAGAGAUGGCGAACCGCUGGAAGACCAUGGCUCUCCUGGGCGGAAACCCAGCGCUCGAGGCAGAGCUGAUGGGCCGGGGCCCGGAGCGGGAUGGGGCCCCAGCGCCCUCCCAGGAAGUUCUGGAAUCACGGGAACGGAAGCAGAAGCGGAAGAGGUGGAGCUUGGCAGGUGCGGAUCCUUCUUCUCAGAGCAGGGCCGAGGAGCCUCGGGGUCCAGGAUACCAGGCGGCGGAGGGGGCUUGGGGAGCCGCGCGGCAGCUCCAGGAGCGCCUGUCGGAGUGGGCUGAGUGGGAAGAGCUGAUGAAGGAGGCAGGGGUGGUUCUGGAAUCCCCGGAGAGGGUCCCGACGAGUAGCGAGGUCAAGGGAGACCAGGCGGGCAAGCUGGUUCUUGUUGAAGCUCCUGAUCCCGCCCGAGAGGAGCCAACGGUGCCGCCCGAGGGCGAACCAACGGAUUUCCCCGGGGGGCCAGUCGAUGCCGCCGGUGGUGCCCGGACACCCCGCGUUCUGUUCGAGCUCGUGCCCGAGCCUCGUCCCGCAGCUCAGCACCCCAGUCCCGGCAACGGUCACAGCAGGACCAUGGCACCCGGCGGCACAGACAGGCUGUGGCAAGUCCGCUGCAGAAAGGAGUUUAAGGAGGCCACCCCCGCCCCGGGCGAGUCCUGGCAGGAGCUUUUCGUGCGGCUGCGCCAGGAGCGGGAGCAGCGUCUGCAGGCCGUGAGCGCCAGGAUCCGGGCUGCCCAGGCCCAGGAGAGCGGGGGACGCCGGGCACAGAUGCUCCUGCACCCGCUUCCCCAGAAGCGCCCUCGCCGCG
Molecule: messenger RNA, 1624 nt
Organism: Perognathus longimembris pacificus (Pacific pocket mouse)
Lineage: Eukaryota; Metazoa; Chordata; Mammalia; Rodentia; Heteromyidae
Product: elongin-A3-like
Exons: 5
Cellular component (GO): nucleus
Source: RefSeq, a predicted model, not a curated record